CGGGCCCCCGUGAGCCCCGGGCGGACGCGCCGAGCAGCCGGGCCGCGGGAGCAGUCCAAGCGGCCACGGCCACGGCCACGGCCACUCACGCAAGCUCACACUCUCACACUCCGGGCCCAGGCACCGGCUGCCCCGGGGCGUGGCUGGUAACUUGUUGUGCGGAGCAAGCGGCGGCGGCACCAUCCAGGCGGGCACCAUGGGCACGUCCGCGCGCCGGGCGCUCUGGCUGCUGCUCGCGCUGUGCUGGGCGCUCCGGGAGAGCGGCGCCACCGCAACCGGGAGAAAAACCAAGUGCGAAGCUUCCCAAUUCCAGUGCACCAAUGGCCGCUGCAUUACUCAGCUGUGGAAAUGUGAUGGCGAUGAAGACUGUGUGGAUGGCAGUGAUGAAAAGAACUGUGUAAAGAAGACAUGUGCUGAGUCGGAUUUUGUGUGCAACAAUGGCCAGUGUAUUCCCAAUCGAUGGCAGUGCGACGGGGAUCCUGACUGUGAAGAUGGUUCUGAUGAAAGCCCAGAGCAGUGCCAUAUGAGAACAUGCCGCAUAAAUGAAAUCAGCUGUGGCGCCCGUUCUACUCAGUGCAUCCCAGUGUCCUGGAGAUGUGAUGGUGAAAGUGAUUGUGACAGUGGAGAAGAUGAAGAAAACUGUGGCAAUGUAACGUGCAGCUCUGACGAGUUCACUUGCUCCAGCGGCCGCUGCAUCUCCAGGAACUUUGUGUGCAAUGGGCAGGACGACUGCAGCGAUGGCAGCGAUGAGCUUGACUGUGCCCCGCCCACCUGCGGCGCCCACGAGUUCCAGUGCAGCACCUCCUCGUGCAUCCCCAUCAGCUGGGUGUGCGACGACGACGCGGACUGCUCCGACCAGUCCGAUGAAUCCCUGGAGCAGUGUGGCCGCCAGCCCGUGAUCCACACCAAGUGCCCUGCCAGCGAGAUCCAGUGUGGCUCCGGCGAAUGCAUCCACAAGAAGUGGCGAUGCGACGGCGACCCUGACUGCAAGGAUGGUAGCGAUGAGGUCAACUGUCCUUCUCGAACCUGCCGACCUGACCAAUUCGAAUGCGAGGAUGGUAGCUGCAUCCAUGGCAGCAGGCAGUGUAACGGUAUCCGCGACUGUGUCGAUGGUUCGGAUGAAGUCAACUGCAAGAACGUCAACCAGUGCCUGGGCCCUGGCAAGUUCAAGUGCAGAAGUGGGGAAUGCAUAGAUAUCAGCAAAGUGUGUAACCAGGAGCAGGACUGCAGGGACUGGAGUGAUGAGCCCCUGAAAGAGUGCCAUGUAAACGAAUGCUUGGUCAAUAAUGGUGGAUGUUCCCAUAUCUGCAAGGACUCGGUUAUAGGCUACGAAUGUGACUGUGCGGCUGGGUUUGAACUCAUAGAUAGGAAAACCUGCGGAGAUAUUGACGAAUGCCAAAAUCCGGGAAUCUGCAGUCAAAUUUGUAUCAACUUAAAAGGCGGUUACAAGUGUGAAUGUAGUCGUGGCUAUCAAAUGGAUCUUGCCACUGGCGUGUGCAAGGCAGUAGGCAAAGAGCCAAGUCUGAUCUUCACUAAUAGAAGAGACAUCCGCAAGAUUGGCUUAGAGAGAAAAGAAUACAUCCAACUGGUUGAGCAGCUGCGAAACACCGUGGCUCUUGAUGCUGAUAUUGCAGCUCAGAAACUGUUCUGGGCUGACGUCAGCCAGAAGGCCAUCUUCAGUGCCUCAAUUGAUGACAAGGUUGGUAGACAUGUAAAAAUGAUCGACAAUGUCUAUAAUCCUGCAGCCAUUGCUGUUGAUUGGGUGUACAAGACCAUCUACUGGACUGAUGCGGCUUCUAGGACUAUUUCAGUAGCCACCCUAGACGGAGCCAAGAGGAAGUUCCUGUUUAACUCUGACUUGCGAGAGCCUGCCUCCAUAGCCGUGGACCCACUGUCUGGAUUUGUUUACUGGUCAGACUGGGGUGAACCAGCUAAAAUAGAAAAAGCAGGAAUGAAUGGAUUUGAUAGACGCCCACUGGUGACAGUGGACAUCCAAUGGCCCAAUGGAAUUACACUGGACCUCAUCAAAAGCCGCCUCUACUGGCUGGAUUCCAAGUUGCACAUGUUAUCGAGUGUGGAUUUAAAUGGCCAAGACCGCAGGAUAGUACUCAAGUCUCUGGAGUUCCUAGCUCAUCCUCUGGCACUAACAAUUUUCGAGGAUCGUGUCUACUGGAUAGAUGGGGAAAACGAAGCAGUCUAUGGUGCCAAUAAGUUCACUGGAUCAGAACUGGCCACUCUAGUCAACAACCUUAAUGAUGCCCAAGACAUCAUUGUGUAUCAUGAACUUGUGCAGCCAUCAGGUAAAAACUGGUGUGAGGAAGACAUGGAGAAUGGAGGGUGUGAAUACCUAUGCCUGCCAGCUCCACAGAUUAAUGAGCACUCUCCAAAGUAUACCUGUUCCUGUCCCAAUGGGUACCACCUAGAGGAAAAUGGCCGAGAAUGCCAAAGUACUGCAACUACUGUGACUUACAGUGAGACAAAAGAUACCAACACUACAGAAAUUUCACCAACUAGUGGACUAGUUCCUGGAGAGAUCAAUGUGACCACGGCAGUCUCAGAAGUCAGUGUUCCCCCAAAAGGGACUUCCGCUGCCUGGGCCAUCCUUCCUCUCUUGCUCUUAGCGAUGGCAGCAGUGGGUGGCUACUUGAUGUGGCGGAACUGGCAACACAAGAACAUGAAAAGCAUGAACUUUGACAAUCCUGUGUACUUGAAGACCACGGAAGAGGACCUCUCCAUUGACAUCGGCAGACACAGUGCUUCUGUUGGACACACGUACCCAGCAAUAUCAGUUGUAAGCACAGAUGAUGAUCUAGCUUGACUCCUGUUCAUGACCUCUGAGGUCUAACCCAGUAACACCCCCUCUCCGGAACGGUAACCGGGCCAGCAGCUGAAGUCUCUUUCUUCCUGCCAUCUGGAAGAACGUCAAGAUAUCUUUGCGUGGAUCAAGCUUGUGUACUUGACCGUUUUUAUAUUACUUUUGUAAAUAUCCUUGCCCACAUGCUACUUCAGCUUUGGAUAUGGUUACCAAGUAUCUGUAAUCUAUGAAUUUCUAGACAGUAUUGCCGCCUCUGGCCAAAUAUGCACUUUCCCUAGAAAGCCAUAUUCCAGCAAUGAAACUUGUGCUAUAGUGUACACCACUGUACAUACAGUGUAUAGGCCACCUGUAAAUACUCCAGAGAACAAUCACUAUUCUUAAGCACUUUGAAAAUAUUUCUAUGUAAAUUAUUGUAAACUUUUUCAAUGGUUGGGACAAUGGCAAUAGGAUAAAACGGGUUACUAAGAUGAAAUUGCCAAAAAAAAUUUGUAAACUAAUUUUGUACGUAUAAAUGAACUCUUUGACCUCAAAGGAGGUUUACAAAGACUGAGUGUUCAAACUACUGUAUAUUUCUUCUUUUCAAGUGCUCAAACAUUAAACCAAGCAGUGUAACCAUGGUUUGUGCCUAUUCCUCUAGGGUGAAGUCCUCGAACGGCCUGAAUAGUAUGGAAUGUUCUCUCUCAGUGUAUGAGCUGUCACUCCUGACAUUGUAUAAACCUGUCAUUGGGCUAGUUUCUCUUACAACCAAGUACUAACAAAAGAACGAGGUACCAGUUGACAUUUGGUUGUUAUAAAAAGGCUCCAGGGUCUUAUUUCGCGAAAGUUUAGUUUAGUCUGUAUCUAGAAUUCCUCUUGCGUGGGAGAGAAUUCCUUUCUUUGUUAACAUGUUUCCUAAUGUGGAAAUAUAUGCUCUGAUUUCUAUGAAUUCUACUUCUUCGUGCUUAAGUCUGUGUGUUCCAUGUUCUGUCAUUACAUGCAGGUCAAGGACAAGUGCCUUCUAAGGCAUGGGAAAAGGGUUUGUUCUUCGGAAUGUCUAGACUAGCUUACCAGGAAGGGUGGCUAGGGAAGAUAGCAGGUGGCAGCAUUCUGGCGCCAUCGGAGGCAGUGGUUCUCAAUGUACUCCAAGGCACAGCAGCAACUGCAUCACCUGAGAGCUUGCUAGAAAACCUAAGUGUGCAGGCAGACCCCUUCCCAGACCCGAAUCAGAAACCCUGGGGGUGGCACCCAGGUCUGUAUUUUCAGGUCAUACUGAGGUUUCUAAAUAACUAAGGUUUGAAAAACACUGUAUGAGCUCCUCUAUUUUUGGGCUAAGAUAAAUGAUGGAUUCCUUCUGUGGACAGUUUCUGGAACUUUUGAGUGUGAAGAACAGAAAAGGAAUUGAAAUAGAAGAAAAAGUGGAGUGGGUAGUUGAACGAGUUUUCCAUCUGUCUGGGCAUCCCUUCCUUCCCAUGUAGCCUCAGGAUCCCUGGAAGCAAGGGAGGUGGGGUGCACCACGGAAGGUUGGUGAUUCCCCUGGGACUGAUGCAGUAGCCAGGUAAUAAAAAGAUGCUGUGAGUAGUUAAGUGGAUUGGUAGAUGACUCAGAAUUCACUUGUGUAUGGAAUGUAAGGCAGUUGAAAGUUUGCUCCUGACCAAGAGAAGGAGCCCAGUAACCCUAAAUGAAAGGCAAGUUGUUUCUGUCAUCUUACCUGAUGGAUGCCCCCUGGUGAUUGAGGACAAAGGGUCAAAGAGAAAGGAUAAGCUUGGGCCUUGUUUGUUUUGUCCACAGAAGGUAUGGAGGUCGAGCGUAGAGAAGGAAGAGGCUGUAAUCAUCAAGGUAGGACUGCCUACUUUCACCUCUCUCUUGUGCUACAAAUAGUCACACUGAACAGUGAACCCACUCAGUGCGGUCUGCCAACACACAGAGACUCAAGUGCGCACUUGGUAAGUGACACAGCAUUCGCCAGAUCUAAACUCUGUAGGCCAUUUGUUGCCCUGCUGUGGUACAAAAAUCAUUGUUGGCUUUUUUAAAUUGGAAUAAUACGAGAUGCCCUGUUAGGUUAGACACCAGCACUUGCUGCCACGAUAAGGACCAUACGGUGUCCAUCAACCAUCUGGCCCACAGUCACAUGUCUACCAGUAAAGCAAUAUUUGCCAUCAUUGUAUUCUGGGUUCCAGUCCCUAGUGUGUUCUUACAGAUUCUGGGUACUAAUUUCCAAUCCCCAAAGAGUCUACAGCAUCUCCUUUUGGAAUCUUGUUUUCCCCACUAAGAAGCCAAGGUAGAAUGCAUUGCACCUGCCUUAAGAGCUACAAACUCACUUGGAGAAACAAACGAACCUGAUGUGUCUACUGAGAUAAGAGUAUUUAUCCAGCCAGAGUGCUGUCCGCUUGGCUCAGCAAUAUCGUUCCCGAGGGACCACCGCCUGGGCUUUAUUACCCAAACAAGAACGUAAAGAAUGCCGGGUGAAAUGCGCUGGAGCGGGUCUGCCGUGUCCCGAGAGUUUAAUGUCGCGGGAGAGAGUUAAGAGGUAGAGUACAGAGCUCAGCAAGGACUACAGCAGAUAUUUAGAGCUGAAUGAGCCUGUUACACAAAGUGACUGGAAGUGGGCUCUCCAGAACCAUAAGAGAUUGCUGCAGAGGGUUGAUGAGAGAGGAAUAAACAAAUUGGUAGUCUCCGGUAAAGAAAUCCAGCCAUGUUCCUGUGUUGUACCUUUGUAGGUGGGUUCUGCAAGCUAUCUGCUUGGCAAAAAAUUAGUCCCAGCUGUUCAGCUGGCUCCCUAAGAGCAUUCUUAGAACUGCUUGAAAGGUUAGUAUCAAUGUUAAGUCUUUGAGUAUUGAUGAGCACGCAACCAAGAAGCGGGAGCCUUUAACUACGGGACUCGCUUCUGUUGCUUUUCUGAUGGCAUUAGCUGUCAGAGAGCCCUCAUGGAGGACGAGAAGGCAGGCUCUCACCCUGAAAGCACAGGGCAGGCCCAGCACUGCCGCCUGGGUUCCCAGCACUGGGACAACGGGAGACCUAUCUAAAGCCUGCCUGUGAGCUAUCCUCACUGCAAGCCACCAGAUUCUGGUGGGGUUUCCUCUUGCAAAAGGGGUCUAACUGAAGUUUUUUUCCCAGGACUGUUACCCACGAAGAUUUUAUUCAGUGAAACACUUUGGAGCCCAAACAGAAGCUAUACCCUUUCCUUUUCAUGGUGAUGAAGCCUGCAGAAAGCACAGAUGCUUCUGCUGACUCAGGUCCAAGGGCAGAGAGUGCAAGCUGCCAUUUUUGACCCUGACCUUGAGCCCUUCAGCUUCAUCACCCAGUGUUUCCCACUGAGUCUUUGGGAAAAAGAAUUUUUUUUUCUCAUGCUGCUCUUUCUGCUUCUGUCACCUCAUAGACCUGGACUGUAGGGGUUCAGGAAUACAGAAAAAUAGAAAUGCUUUUGGGGUAAUUGUUUCCACAUGCGGUGCAAGGAGGGUAACAAUGAAAUAAGGACCAAUUUUAGAUUUCUCUCCAAGUCAGAAUGGAAGUUUCCAGGUCAGAUAACUUCAUGGGAAGGAUCAUCACUUGCCUUUGCAUACACUUCAUUCACGGCCACCUUCACACAUGAAAGGCUGACUACGAAUUAGCAGAAGGGCCCGGAUGAGAGACUCAGGGGUCCUUAGACAAGCUACUGAGACCCGUAUUAAAGUAGUGGCCCAUCUCUCCAUGGUGUAGCAUUUUGGGGCCUGGCUCGCCUAAGAAACAGGGGAACCAUGCCUGACAAUUCUACCUAUGGACACUGAGGCUGGAGCAAGACAGGCUGAGAGCAGCGGGUUCGGGGCUCUGUGCCUUCCCUAGUGCUACAUCCAAAAUGGUUUGCUUCUUCGGCGUGCUUCAGGGAAAAGUCAGGUGGCUGGUGGAGUAGGUCUAUCGAGAAAUAGUAGGCAGCAUAGUUAACAGCGUGGGCGGGCGACUGAGCCCUUUUGUACAACAGUACAAUAGUAAUGACACGGGCUCUGUCUCCCUGUGACGAGGCCACAGCGAGGGAGAGGCACACAGAGCCCAGCAGGUGCAGGGCCUACAUCUCGCCUCAAUGUCACUGUCCCGCAAGGCCUCUGCAUCUCCUCUCCUCUGGGGCAGCCCAGGAUCUGGUAGGUGACAUCCCUGCGAGAAUUACAGGAACUCACCUCCCUGUUGAGUGUAAAGUGCCUUCAGUCCUCUCUCCCUGACUAAGGAGGUCAAAGCUGCAGUUUCUGGAGUGCCAUCAGAUUGUGCAGUAAGAAGGCUUAAGCAUGAUAUGGGUGAAGCCUUAGAAAUAUAGCCGGUAUGGUAGGGAUCCCCCUCAGCUUUUGCCAUCUCUCUGUGUCAUCUUGAGACAGACAUUUGGGGGCCUGUAGAGUUUCUGGAGGGUUCCAAAGCACUUCAAGUCUCCCUUAUCUUCUUACCAUGUACUCAAUGGCAUGCCCGAUAAAUUCUCUCAUGUCCUGUAGUUGAUCUAAUGAGAACGCUAACAGGUAAGUUUCAUCUCCGUAACUGAUUCCAAAUCCUAUGUGUUAGUACUGCCCUCCCCUCCCCUAGAAGAGGAGGCAGUGCUGUGCGAAGGCUAGGCUGGGUGUCACAUCCUGUGUUUGCUGAGCCCUUCUACCACUAACUGCGAUACUUCAGCAGUUUCUGAGACACCCCUUCCAAUACAGGGAGGCGUGGAAGCGAAUCUCAUGCUAGCACCACCACAGCAGGUCAGCACAGAGCAACUCAGUUCUCUGUCACACUUUCAAGAUGCUAGGCAGUCCCGGUUUUCCUUGGCCAUCCAAGUGAAGUCAAACUAUCCUAUCAGAUUGCAAACAACAAAGAUUCCCUUGGGGAGUUUGUAGACAGGUAGCAUCAUUCCUCUUCAUAAGGUAUUGGGGAAAACAAGCUGUAACACGAUGAUUCUUAAGUUUUAAGGCUCUCCUAAAGGGAGGGACAUGGCCGUGGUGACGGGAAGAACUGUGCCUUGUCUACUGAGUUAUGAUGCUGUUACUCUGGGAUUGGAACUUAGGUAUUCUAGAAUCUACCCCGAGCCCUGGGUAUUUUUCAAUUUUCACACAUGCACAAGAGAAAAAGUAUUAUUUGAACAAAAUAACUGGCUUUCAGAAAACCAUCUUGCCCUCUCUAAAUGUCAUUUGAAACUAAAAUGUGAUUUAGGAGCAUGUAACGCCUCGGGAGUCAGGUGCAUACAACCAAAUGGUCAGGCUCAGGGGCUUCGGGAUUCAAAAGGCACACGUGGGGAUACAUUCAGUCCUGCUGACCUGUACAUAAACAUUUUUCCUUUUAUUAACAAACUGUACAUGUAACUUAAAUAAAAGUUUAUUUUUGAAAUUA
Molecule: messenger RNA, 8116 nt
Organism: Oryctolagus cuniculus (rabbit)
Lineage: Eukaryota; Metazoa; Chordata; Mammalia; Lagomorpha; Leporidae
Gene: VLDLR
Product: very low density lipoprotein receptor
Biological process (GO): receptor-mediated endocytosis
Cellular component (GO): signaling receptor complex; apical plasma membrane; plasma membrane
Molecular function (GO): calcium ion binding; protein binding; hormone binding
Source: RefSeq, a predicted model, not a curated record